AUGGAGUAUCUGGUGCGACUCGCCCAGUGCCAUGAGACAUUUCGGCAACCAGAGCUUCAGGCCGUGGCUACACUGCUUGGCAUUGAAAUGAAGAUAAUUGCCUACAACGAAUUUACACCAUUCUGCGUGGUAAAACUGAAAGACGAAGCCGCGGCGCGUGCGCUGAUAUCGCGCAGUAUCCUGGCAAAAGAUAUUCUUGAACUCUGGGGCCAGGGUACAACCUAUGAAGCAUUACAUGCCGACGUCCAUCGGAGAACGCAACACCGAUGGGCAGACUACCACCGUGUCAAAUACGCACUUGCUGUCGAUUGCUUUGCGGGCAAGCGGAGUACAGCGAAGAAAACCGAGAUCUUCGAGUCAUUCGACUACUUGAAUCUAAAAGGCGAGGUGCGGCUGAAGAACCCCGAUGAGCAAUUUUGCGUCGUCGAAGACUACGUGACAGACAUCGAGGAAAAUGCCAUCGGCACAAAGAGGUCGUCCGAGCCACGGAUGAUUUACUUGGGACGCUGGCUUGCGAAAAGUCCUCGCGACAUUAUCCUGUCUCACAAUCUCAAAAAACGCAAGUACAUCAGUACCACGUCCAUGGAUGCAGAGUUAUCCUUGGUCACGGCCAAUAUGGCUCUUGCAGCUCCUGGGAAGGUCUUCUUCGAUCCUUUUGUUGGGGCUGGAAGCUUUCUGGUGGCAGCCUCGCACUUUGGCGCUCUGACUAUGGGCUCUGAUAUUGAUCCUCGAGCCUUUCGUGGCAAGGAUCACGAGCGUAAAAAUGGAAUGGCAAUGCUGCAGAAUUUUAAGCAGUACAACAUUGUGAGCCAGUUCCUGGAUGCAUUCACGUCGGAUAUUACCAAUACGCCUUUGAGAGAUACCGCGUUGCUGGAUGGUAUCAUCUGUGAUCCUCCCUACGGCGUCCGUGAAGGUUUGCGGGUUCUGGGAACUCGCGAUGGAAAAGUUAUUCCCCCAGUCAUCAUUGACGGCGUUCCUGCUCACUACCGAAAGGGUUACAUCCCGCCGAAAAGACCAUACGGGUUUGAAACGCUACAAAGGGAUAUCCUUGAAUUUGCAGUUCGAAGGCUCGUUCCUAAUGGACGACUAGCCAUGUGGAUGCCGACAGCUAGCGACGAGGCUGUUGAAUUCCCAGUGCCUAUGCAUCCAAAUCUGGAAGUCAUCAGCGUUUGCGUUCAACCUUUCACCAAUUGGUCUCGCCGGUUGAUGAUCUACCGUCGUCUACCAGAAGGAGAGAUUUCCGAUGUCACACAAGGAAGAAGCAAGACAGACGGUGAGGGUGUAUCGGCUGAUGACCUCAAUGCGUUCCGAGUAAAAUACAAUAAGCGCAACGCUUCCAGAGGAGAUGAGGAGGAACAUGCAUCUCAAUGA
This is a messenger RNA of Penicillium daleae, 1371 nucleotides long. RefSeq names its product tRNA (guanine-N2-)-methyltransferase. Gene Ontology annotation, cellular component: cytoplasm. The transcript has 5 exons. NCBI's taxonomy places the organism in Eukaryota, Fungi, Ascomycota, Eurotiomycetes, Eurotiales, Aspergillaceae. Gene Ontology annotation, molecular function: nucleic acid binding. Bases 1 to 1371 code for a protein of 456 amino acids. The record is from RefSeq and is a predicted model, not a curated record. Gene Ontology annotation, biological process: methylation.